AUGAAGGACCUGCUCAGGGCAUUAAUGAAUGCAGAGAUUCGUGGAAAUCUUCCUAGCCAAUAUUUCGCCAACUUUGUCCGCGGGUUUAGCUGGCCAUCACAGCGAGCGCACAUCAUUCUGGAUGGUCACCGGGUCGGCGGACUCAUCAACAUCCUAUCAAAAGCCAAAGACAAAAAUCUUAUCGGCACUAAAACGCUAGGGAGUUUAUGUAAAGAGAUGGUCUUAAACACAAGCAUGCAGACGGCGAAUUUUGAUCGUAUGCUAUGGGUGCCUGGAAAGCUGCUCACUCACAAAUCGAUAGGCAUCGAUGAAACAGUCGUCCUUGAAUGUGUGGGCACUUUCGUCAAUGGCCUCCAGGGAAGGAAAGCAUACUUGACAACUUUUUUAGGUUUCAAAAACAACAUCUACAAAGCCGCUCAAGAAAAUGAGUUCGGGUUUGGGAAAAAAACCGCGAAGCUUGCGGUCAAAGCUCUUUUCCCAUCCCUCAAAGAAACCAUCACAUUCCUAGAGAAGGACGAUCAAAACAAACGACAGAAGACAGGUCGGAGCACUGUCUCAAGCCGAACUACUUGA
Messenger RNA from Mytilinidion resinicola, 573 nucleotides. RefSeq lists its product as uncharacterized. The transcript has a single exon. The coding region runs from base 1 to 573 and encodes 190 amino acids. The record is from RefSeq and is a predicted model, not a curated record. NCBI's taxonomy places the organism in Eukaryota, Fungi, Ascomycota, Dothideomycetes, Mytilinidiales, Mytilinidiaceae.